Rotaria sp. Silwood2 is the source of this 519-nucleotide messenger RNA. NCBI's taxonomy places the organism in Eukaryota, Metazoa, Rotifera, Eurotatoria, Philodinida, Philodinidae. The record is from the annotation of a GenBank genome assembly.
AUGACUCCUGUUCCACAAUUUCCGUUGUACAGUGCUACGCUCUCCGAAUAUGGCGCUUAUGAAAUCGAAUACUAUCUCGAUGAAGAUAACAAUUGGGCAUUGAAUACGGAAGAAUUGGAAAGAGCAUUGAAUAAGGAGAAAGACAAUUGUAUACCACGUUGUAUUGUUGUUAUCAAUCCUGGAAAUCCCACAGUAUCGUUUCACUCAGCAUCCAAAGGCUGGUAUGGAGAAUGUGGAUCGCGUGGUGGUUACUAUGAAUUGAUCAAUGUCGAUAAGGAUGUGCGUAUGCAAUUGAACAAGCUCAUAUCUCCUGUAUGUUCAACGUCAUGGGGUCAAGCGAUAAUGGAUGCCAUUGUCAAUCCACCAGAAGAAGGCAAACCAUCAUAUAAACUCUACGAACAAGAGCGCACCGAUGUUUUAAAUCAACUUAGAGAAAAAGCUAGUCUGGUCAAUGAUCUAUUCAAUUCCAUCGAUGGUGUUCACUGCAAUACUAUUAUGGGGUCAGACACAAUGAUAUGA